Phascolarctos cinereus (koala) is the source of this 736-nucleotide messenger RNA. It is a transcript of the gene ERG28, whose product is annotated as ergosterol biosynthesis 28 homolog. Gene Ontology annotation, molecular function: protein-macromolecule adaptor activity. Lineage: Eukaryota; Metazoa; Chordata; Mammalia; Diprotodontia; Phascolarctidae. The record is from RefSeq and is a predicted model, not a curated record. Gene Ontology annotation, cellular component: endoplasmic reticulum; membrane.
CGAGAGGUGGGCGGGUCCACGAAAGGGUCUCAGGUGUACACGGGUAUAGAUGUAAAAUUGAGGGUUGCGCUGGUGCUCCAGGCUCCGUUUGUCAGGUAGAGAAACUUCAUUAAAAUAUUACCAAACAGGGGCAUUCCACUUCAGUUUUCUUCUGAUGCCUCAUUGUGAUGUGAAGGACAUCUUGUGUUCUUGAAGUCUAUGGCAACAGAUUGCAUCUUUGACAGGUCCUACCAAGCUGGAAAAGCUUCAAGUAUGGACCAGUAUAGCUCCUGACAGAGAAGCCCCCCUAGUGCUGAAGUGAGAAAUGAGCCGCUUCUUGAACGUGCUACGCAGCUGGUUGGUUAUAGUGUCCAUUAUAGCCAUGGGGAACACACUGCAGAGCUUCCGAGACCACACCUUCCUCUAUGAAAAGCUGUACACCGGCAAGCCAGACCUUGUGAACGGCCUCCAAGCCCGGACCUUUGGCAUCUGGACUCUGCUCUCGUCAGUGAUUCGCUGCUUCUGUGCCAUCGAUAUCCACAACAAGACUCUCUACCACAUCACACUGUGGACCUUCUUCCUUGCUUUGGGACACUUUCUCACUGAGGUGUUUGUAUUCGAGACAGCUGCUCCAACGGUUGGAGUCCUGGCCCCAUUGAUGGUGGCAAGUUUCUCUGUCUUUGGAAUGCUGCUUGGGCUACAGUACCUGGAGGUAGAGCGAGUGUCCCGGCACAAGAAGAGAAAAUGAAGCCUUGUG